GGGCUUUCCCAGAUAAAGCUGAUUUGUCACCACCAGAGAGAGAGAGAGAGAGAGAGAGAGAGAGAGAGGACGACGAGCGACGCGUGAGCGUGAGACGAGAGAAAUUCGACCUCCCCAAGGUCUCCUCCAGUUUCGCUCCGUCAAAACGAAGACCCGAUCGUAGCCCGAUGUCGAAUGGGAGCAUUUGAGAUCGGGCGCGACGCCGAGGAAUCCGAGAGCGCUCGCGGAAUAGGCGGCAUGUGAGGUGGAGCGGACGAACCUGCGGUGGCGAAACAAGAAAGGGUUUAUGUCUGAAACUUCCAAGUCCGAUCCUGCUGACCGUCGCCGCCGGUUCUACGCAUUGAGUGCUGUUUUAUUCUGCCGCCCAGGAGGUUGAGCCCGAGAAAAUUGCAGGCGGAGCUAGAGAAGGAUCUCGCUUCUUCCUUUUCUUUUUCGAUUGAUUUCGCGAAGCCGAUCAAGACAUACGGUGAUGGCGCGCUAGUCCCGUCAUCGUCAUCGCUAUACCUUCCUUGGAGGAGCGGAAGAACCUGUGUCGCCGAGGCUGAGAAAGGGGUUUCCUUUUGAAGCCAAGACCGUACCUUUUCUUGUUUUCAUUUUGCGAAACCAAGGAAAGGUCGUAGAGCGAACCUCGAUCAAGUAACCGCUAGCGUACAUUUGGAUCCUUCAUCACCCAUCUUGCCUGCCGAAUCAGUUGUUACGGAUCUAUUGUUAUCUGAGCUGGUUUCUCCAGGUUGCUUAUCCCAAUGGUAUGCAUGCUUGGAUGUGGUAGAAUGGCAGCAAUGGCAAGGUUGCUUAAGGUUGGAAGUUUUCAAGGAAUGACAGCAGAAGAAAUGACCAAUGAAAAACUUGCUGCUCAUACUAUACACAAUGAAUUCCAGGAUGCAAAUGAGGCAAAUUUACUUGAAGAAGCAGAUAUGCAUGUUUUUGAUUAUAGACCAUUGACAGAUCCUCUUCACCUGGUCUGUUGCAAUGCGUGUAAGAAGCCAAUUAAAGCUAGUCAAUAUUCAACUCAUGCAGUGCAUUGUGGGCUUUUGAACCCUAUUGAUGAUGUGUUGGAUAUUGAUGGUGGUAUUUCAAGCUUUAAGAAGCUUCCAAAGAAGGGAAAGAAAAUAAUUCAAACAACUAAUGGAAGUUUACAAAUGGCAACUGCAGAGCAAGAAACACCUAUACAUUUGGAUGGCAACUGUGGUGGUGGUUCUACAUCAAAGUGUGGAUUUAAGUUGCAGAACAAAACCAUGAAAAGAAGAGAAGUACAAGCUAGUUCUUCAAUCAAAUAUCAUUCAGUGGCUCCAGCACCACUUGCAACCAAAAUUUUUUAUUCACAAGGAAGAAAUCAUCUCCGUUCGGAACUUAAGCAUCUUUUUCAUGAAGUAUGGUCUAGAGAACACAGUGGAGAUUCUCCAAAUUCAUAGCCGGCAUAAGAGAUGCAUAAUACCUCUACAGUUCUCAUCUUCCACUAAUUUUCUUAUAGAAUAGUCAGAGAUGGUGUGUUCCUCUAAUUAAGGUAUUCGACCAACACAUCGUACGGGAGGCCUGAGGAAUAGCUAUUUGGUGCAUUGAUUCCUCAAAUUUUUUGUUAUUUUGUAAAUCCAAAUGUAAUUGUGAAAAUGAUGUGUAGCUCACAAGUUACCAUUUUCAAGUCUCUUGCAAUUGAUGAAAGUCAAUUUUGCACACAUGCCAUACAACUCGAUCUGAUUAGAAAAUGUAAAUCCAAUUUUGUUCCAUAAAAUGAGUACGGAUUUGUUUUGUGAGUUUA
Messenger RNA from Zingiber officinale, 1756 nucleotides. RefSeq lists its product as uncharacterized. The coding region runs from base 744 to 1412 and encodes 222 amino acids. NCBI's taxonomy places the organism in Eukaryota, Viridiplantae, Streptophyta, Magnoliopsida, Zingiberales, Zingiberaceae. The record is from RefSeq and is a predicted model, not a curated record. Gene Ontology annotation, cellular component: SAGA complex. The transcript is spliced from 10 exons.